AUGGGUCUUUUCCAGCUUGCCGGUGUCGCUGCGCUCGCGUUGUGCGCUUCUGCCGCGCCUGCAGAACCGAGGGCGCCAAAGCCCAAGAGCUUCCUCAAAGAUUUGGGCAACUCGACUUGGGUCAUCGGGAAUGGCAUCUGGAACAUGACGCAAGGUCGCCAAUAUGGCGUUAAGCUCUGGUAUAAGGGGAAAGAUCGUGUCGGUCCAACGGCCACUGGCCACUACGUUAGCUACAACGGUGCGGCGUCUGAUCUCAACUGGACCUCUGCAGCAAUCGCCGACUCCGGGAAGGAUUGGAUCAACAUCAAAUUCACCGCGAAAGAAGGUGACUUCCAUUGGGUCAUCCAUGACGAUCUUGCAGGGGCGUACCAAUACUUUGUAAACCACGCUCUCCCCACACUUGGGGAAUUUCGAACGCUAUGGCGAUUGGACAACGUUUCGUUCCCUAACGGCCACACGAAUGUCAAAGAUGGACAAUUGCCGCCUUUGUCCGAGUACGCAGCUGCGACAAAUGUUCAGGAUGAAACCUGGCAGAAGGCAGACGGUACAUUCCUAACCAAGUACGACUGGUCAGCUUUUGUCAGAGACCAAACAUACUACGGUGUCUAUGGAGACGAGGUUGGAAGCUGGUACAUCAAUCCGGGCAAAGACUACUACAACGGAGAUCACUUGAAGCAAGAGCUUAUGGUCCAUCGCGAGUCCAAGACUGGCGACGCUGUUCAAUUGAACAUGAUACAUGGUACUCAUUACCUCGCUCGAUCCAGCGACAAUUUUACAGAUGGCAAGACUUGGGGCCCAUGGCUAUGGUACCUGAAUGAUGGCAACAAGGCUGAUGCCGACAACCGUUGGAAGAAGGAGGAUAAAUCGUGGCCUUAUGAGUGGUUCAAGGACGCCGCAUACCAGUCUCGUGGCUCAGUAUCUGGAAAGUUGGUCCUCAGCGAUGGGCGACCGGCCUCUGGGGCUGCCGUAUUCCUCGGAGACAGCAAUUCUGCCCUCAGCGCGGCCGACCAAGGCAAGGACUACUAUUACACUGCAUACGCCGACAAGCAAGGUCGAUUCACUAUCGAGAAUGUGCGGACUGGUACAUACGGCUUGUAUGCAUGGGGCAACGGUGGGAAUAUUGCCGAUGUGAAGACGUCGUUUGUGCAGAACGAUGUUGUCGUUUCCAAGCGCAAGAAGACAGACCUCAAGUCCCUCAAAUGGACUGUCACCGACAAGAGCAAAAGUAUCUUCCAGAUUGGUGAUUUCGAUCGUACGUCGAGAGGUUUCGCACUCUCCGGCCCAACCCCGUUCGAGCAUGGUCGCAUUGCUAAGACUCCUGGCAAUCUUACAUACACUGUCGGCAAGUCGCACAGCAGUGACUGGUAUUUUGGACAAUCAAACCUCGGUGUCUGGUCCAUCAACUUCAACCUCAAGAGCAUCCCAGAAUCUGCUACAGGCGCAAAGCUGUACACAUCGCUUGCCGGUUUUUCUAGCGGAACAAAGUCAAACAUCUUGGUCAACAAUGAGAAGAUCGGAAAUAUCUCGUCGAAUGCUGUGCUACUGGUGAGCAGCCAAGACACCUACCGCGGAGCAACUCAAGCUGGAGAGUGGAGGAACCUUCAAUGGGACGUGAAGAAGGAGCUGCUGAAGGUUGGCGAGAAUAAGCUCGACAUUGCUGUUACGGAGAGCACUAAAUGGCGAGGCUGGCUGUGGGACAGCGUGGCGCUAGAGUGGGUAUGA
Paraphaeosphaeria sporulosa is the source of this 1722-nucleotide messenger RNA. RefSeq names its product rhamnogalacturonate lyase-like protein. The record is from RefSeq and is a predicted model, not a curated record. The coding region runs from base 1 to 1722 and encodes 573 amino acids. Lineage: Eukaryota; Fungi; Ascomycota; Dothideomycetes; Pleosporales; Didymosphaeriaceae. Gene Ontology annotation, molecular function: catalytic activity; carbohydrate binding. The transcript has 5 exons. Gene Ontology annotation, biological process: carbohydrate metabolic process.